ACAGACAGAAACGGAGCCAAUAGACAGAUGGCCGGGUAGUUGGCGCUGUUGUAGAUGUCGUUGAAUCGUCGCUACAUUCGGAUAGAUUAAAAAUAUAAGUUAGAAGCCAUUGACAGUUCUUUGUCAGUCGAAGUCCAGCAACAAAAGCCACCAUAUCCCGUUCGGACUCAGAUCUAUCGCCACCUGAAACGGAAGCCAAACAGCAACUCAUCAUGGUUCAGAUAUCUCAGACGGAGGAUGAUAUUAAAAUAUCCAUUGAACUCAAUCGACUGGUGACUCGCAAGCCAGACGUGGUACUGCUUCCUCAGUAUUUAAAAUUCAACAAUCCGCCCAUUUUCUUCGAGCGCCACUUGGUUCAGGAAAUCGACGAAAUGGCCAGUUUUUGUCGCAUUUUUAAAAACGAAGCUCGUAUUGUGCUUGUUAAGAAGGAAAAAGGUCUGUGGCCGGAGAUGUUCCAGAAGCUGGACAAGGAAACACUCCUGCAGAAGCGCCUGGAGAUAGCUGAUCUGAUCGUGGAGCGAAACAAGAAGCGGGAUGAGAUGGCCCUGGAAAGGUUCGAUAAGAAACGGCGGGCGGAAAUAGAAAAGGAGAUUAAACGGGAAACCGCUAUGAGAGAACGGCUGAAGCAGUUCCAGGAGACGUCUGUCCGGGACGCCCUUGUGGUAGAUGUUCGAAAGGAGGUCAAAACCAACCCUAAUCCCCCUUCCGAUCGCCUUGCUACACCUCUUAUACGGCAACCCAUGUCCGCCAUCCGAGGCAGUGGGCGGAUCAAUGUGUGCUUCACAACUCAGCACAAGCGGAGCACACCCAAGCGGGAGUCGCAGUCCAAUAUGGAGACGGCUUAUGCCGCCGCCGGAGGACCCAAUGCGGCCGGUAACUUGCCCAUGGAAAGCCUCGACGAUUAAAUAUAAGUUUAUGUUUAAAUAGAGCGUCUGUUAAACAAUGCUAAUGUUUCCUAUUUAAUAUAAUAAAUCUUCGCGUGUUUUUGCAUUAAA
Molecule: messenger RNA, 995 nt
Organism: Drosophila ananassae
Lineage: Eukaryota; Metazoa; Arthropoda; Insecta; Diptera; Drosophilidae
Gene: Dnaaf4
Product: dynein axonemal assembly factor 4
Exons: 2
Coding region: 213-905 (230 amino acids)
Biological process (GO): outer dynein arm assembly; inner dynein arm assembly; cilium movement
Source: RefSeq, a predicted model, not a curated record